AGUGGUGUUCUUUUUAAGUUUAGAAAAGUGUAAAAGAAGGAUAAAAAAUUCAUACUACACAUGGAAUUUUAUAUGCUAGUGAACUAAGUGGAUUAAAUACAAAAGACAUUCAAAUGGAUUUAUAAACACUUUUAAGCAGUAUGUAGCCAAACAGAGGAAAGACAAUGAAGUUGAUAUUGUAACUGUAUGGUAUAUAAACCAGAGCUGUAACCAUGGCAAUGAAUGGUUACCAUGACAACAGUGAGAGGGAGGAGGAACGAGGGUUGGAGGAUAUGAUAAAACUAGAUGUGUUGGAUGAGAGAACCAUUCUAGAAAACCUUCAAGCUAGAUACAAAUAUGACCAGAUAUAUACAUAUUGUGGCAGUAUUUUGGUGUCUGUCAACCCGUAUCAUAUGUUUAACAUCUAUGGACUGGACAUGGUCAAAAGAUAUGAGGGGCAGCCUAUUGGAUCCCUACCCCCACAUUUAUUUGCUCUUGCUAGCUCUUCCUAUGGCCGGAUGAUGAAGAACACAGAAAACCAAGUCAUUGUUAUCAGUGGUGAGAGUGGUAGUGGUAAGACUGAAGCUACCAAGUUAAUCAUGCAGUAUCUAGCAGCGGUCAACAAGUCCGGUAGCAACACUAUCACUGAACAGAUUCUCGAGGCUAACCCUCUACUAGAAUCCUUCGGCAAUGCUAAAACUAUCAGGAAUGAUAACUCCAGCAGAUUUGGGAAAUACAUUGAGGUGUUCUUUAAAAUGGGAUCCAUUGUUGGUGCCAGAACAUCAGAAUAUCUGUUAGAAAAGUCAAGAAUUGUGACACAGGCACCAGAGGAGAGGAAUUACCAUGUGUUCUAUGAACUGUUGGCAGGUCUUGAUGAUGACAGGAAGAAGAAAUUAGGCCUACAGCAAGCCAGCAAAUAUUUCUACCUAAAUCAGAGCUGUUAUGAUGACAAUAACCAGGGAGGAAGUUGCACAUUGUCUAGUCGUGAUGAUGCCAGUAAUUUCCGCAUGUUGUGUGACGCUCUGCACGUGCUCAACUUCUCCAAACACGAAGAAGAAACCAUUCACAAGAUCCUUGCUGCUGUCUUACAUACUGGCAAUAUAUACUUCAAGAAAAUUCUUGUUGAUAACCAUGAUACAGUGGAGAUGGGAAGUACAGCUGAGGUAAAAUGGAUUUCACAUCUUCUAGAAUUGUCAGAGGACUGGCUCAAACAAGCUCUUACACAGAAAGUUACAGAAACACGUGGGGACAGAGUUCUUACACCAUACAACAUAGAUCAGGCACUUGAUGCCAGAGAUGCGAUAUCUAAAGCAUUGUACAGUCGAUUGUUUACAUGGCUGGUAGAAAGAAUUAAUUUGAUUGUGUGUCGAUCUGAACGAGAGAAAUCCACGUCAUUGGCUGUCCUUGAUAUCUUCGGAUUUGAGGACUUUCAUGUGAACAGUUUUGAGCAGUUAUGUAUCAACUAUGCAAAUGAGACGCUGCAGUUUUUCUUCAACCAGCAUGUGUUCCGUCUGGAACAGAAAGAGUAUGCGAAAGAGAAGAUAGACUGGACUACUAUAGAAUAUCAGGAUAACCAACCUGUCAUAGAUCUAAUCGCUAGUAAACCAGCCGGAAUCUUACAUAUACUCGGUGACGAGUGUAACUUUCCUCAGGCAACAGAUGGAUCAUUUUUAGAGAAGUGCCACUUUCACCACAGUGAUAACGGUCUGUACGGGAAGCCCCGUAUGUCAGCACCAGAGUUCAGUAUCAAACACUAUGCUGGAAAAAUCAAAUAUAAUAUUGUCCAUUUUCUGGAGAAGAACAAAGACACACUGAGAAGUGAUGUUGUUGAACUUCUUUGUGAAAGUAAAAAUAAGUUGAUAGCACAGAUGUUCAAAGAUAUGAGGGACAGAUUAAUAACAAAAACUUUAAGUAAAACAACGGGUCGCUUUGUUACAAUGAAGCCUAGAACACCGACAGUGGCGGCAAACUUCUGUGAAUCACUGUUAUCACUUAUAGACACAAUGUCUCGGUGCAAUCCAUACUUUGUGAGGUGUCUUAAACCAAACAAUGAUAAAUCGCCUAUGACAUUUGAGAGAAAUGUGGUGUUAGAUCAGUUACGAUAUACAGGAAUGUUGGAAACUAUACGAAUACGGAAGCUGGGAUUCCCAAUUCGUGUCAAAUUCCCGCAUUUCAUUGAAAGGUACCGAUGUUUGUUGAGAGGUCAGAGAAUCCAUGUGACACAUCUACCUACAGACGUUUGUCUUAUGAUAUUAAACACACAGCAUGCCAGCUUCUCACACCUCUACAGAAUAGGAGCAACCAAGGUGUUCAUGAAGGAGGUGUUCGAGCACCAUCUUGACAUGGAGGCUCGUAAGAUUCACUUGAAAGCUGCGCUGUAUAUCCAGAAGUUUGCUCGCAUGUUCUUGGCUCGACGGAAGUUUCUCCUCAUACACAAGAAGACUGUUGAGAUACAAGCUGGAAUCAGAAUGCAUUUGGCAAGGAAAAGAUUUAAUGUGAUACAACAUGGAAUUAUUCAAGCACAAGCUCAGUUUCGUAUGUACCGUGAGAGGAAAAAGUAUCUAAAGACAAGAGAAGAAAUAAAGAGAAAACAAGAGCACGAGCAAAGAGAAAAACAAAGAGAAAACGAGAGAAUCAAAAUGGAGAGAGAAAGAAGGGAAAAAAUCAUGAAGGCUGAAGCUAGCAUUUUAAAUCUGGAGAUACCAGGAGAACUGGCCUAUGUUUACAACAAACUAGAUGGUUGGAAGGCACCACACAGUGACAGGCAGAUUAUUUCUGUAAUUGGAGAUGUUAUCCCCAUGGAUAUGAACUAUCGGUUACCAGGUGACAUCAACUCACAUGCUUUCAGCAAGUACACUGGUGUAUAUUUCAAGAAUCCUGAUUGGGGUGUCAGUGUAGAACCAAUUAAAUCAGCAUUGACCAAAGUACAGGGAGACCAGAACAACAGACUGGCACAAUCUGUAUUCAAACUGAUUUUGAAGUAUAUGUAUGACCAUAACCUAGGAGACAGGCAAGAAAAGGCCAUGGCAGAUUAUAUUGUUCAACUGGGUUUACAAAAUGAGGGUUUGAGAGAUGAGAUAUAUUGUCAGAUAGCUAACCAGACAUGGAACAACCAGAGAGUGAACACAGCAGAACGUGUGUGGCAGUUGAUGGCUCACACUCUUAGUGCCUUCCCGCCAAGUCCAACUCUCUAUAAAUAUCUCCUCAAAUAUGUAUCCGAUGUUGGUCUAGAUGGGUAUAAAUGGUUUUGUCAACACAAAGCCUUGCAAUGUGCCAACAUCGAGCCACAACUAAGUAGAGUCUACCCUCCUUGCCUCCUGGAGUGGAGAGCUGCUCAGAGGAAAGCCAAUAUGGCACUGGAAGUUAGAUUUGCUGAUAAUGCUACAAUGAUUGGUCAUGUGGAGUCAUGGACUUCAGGGGAGGAGUUUGCCAAGCAUUUAUUAAACCAGAGAGGUUUACGUGAGAACAACAUGGGCUGGACGGUAGUGUUGCAGGAAGACAUGGAUUACUAUGAGUUGAUGGGAUAUGACUACGUCCUUGACCUCAUUAGUGAGAUGGAAAUUCCCCCAGGAUUCCCGGUGUGCAGGUCACAUUUCCUUGUAUCCUCUGAUAGAACUCGAGAACCACUUUCUCUUCAGAGAAACUUCUACAGUGAAUCGCCACAUCACCCAGAGCGGGAAAGACAUAUGCUUAUGAAAGGCAAACUUCCAGAGCCAAUGAAAAUUGAUAUUACAAAGAUAGAGCAGCGCAGUAUCAAACAACGCAGUAUAAAUGGUGAGAGAGUAGGUGAAGAGGACCAAGAGAGUGGUGUUGAAUUCUCUAUGACAAGUGUGCUGAAUAAACGUCCACAUGGUGUCAGCGUUGAUGGACUUUCAGACAAUAAAUUGAAUUUGAGAUACACAAAGCGGAAAGCUGCCCCAAGUCCACCAAUAGCUAACGGACAUUUGAUUGCUAAUGGCUAUGUUGUAAAUGGUGAUAUAAGUGAAAACGGGCAUGAUUUGUCGCAAACACAUCUGAACAGAAGAUAUAAUAAUGGUGUUAAUGGGGAUGAUAUGAGUAACACAAAACUGAAUCAGAGAUAUUUACGCAUGACAAAAGUGAGUGGUAGACAGGGUGCCGCUGAUAAAAUUGCUCGUAAAACACAGCGAGAAGACCGUAAUGUAGGGUCUAUGGACAAUGUUUCUGUGGCAACAGGACAUUCUGACUGGUCACACUGGGUAGAAGAUGUGUUCAGUAACGCCCUCAAUGAGCAUGUUGACGGAUUGUCAGAUGCUCGCUCAGUGGAGAACCGCCUUAAAGGUGGCGGUAAAGGAGGUGGUGAUGGGGUACCAGGACCACAGUUUCAGAGUGGUCCAGGUGGUAUGCAGAAUGGUGGUAUCACUAUUCCUAUACAGCAAAUGCCGGUGAAUGGUGGGCUACCAAACAUGAUACCUUCACCCCUCAACCUUUCAGCCUCAAGUAUUGCUCCUCCACUAACACCUCAGCAGGUCGCUGCUCAACAACAGGCCAUGUUUCAGGCUUAUGCUCAGGCACAGGCCCAGCAAAGACAACAGCAGGCUAUGCUACAGGCUGCUUUCCAGCAACAGCAGCAGCAACAGCAUCAACAACAGAACCCGCAACAGUUUGCUGCCCUGCAACAACAACAGCAGUUGCAACAAAUGUUACAACAACAACAAAUGUUACAGGCAGCCAUUCAGCAACAACUACAGCAGCCUGCCUCACAACAACUUGUCAGUCCAAAUGCAAGUUUUAACUCACCACAAGCUUCAGCAGUAGGGUUUUUUGCUGGAGGCUCUACUCAACCUACAUUUACCAGUGAAAGCCAGCAGUCAAGAAUGGUGGCUCCAGUUCCAGUGAGCGCAGUGAGUCGUGAAUUACCUAUCACAGUACAGGGCUCGCAACAAGAGCUUGAUAGUAGUGGAGCUAAACGUGUGUUUAAAUUUAAGCAUCAUUAUGAGAAAGAAACUGUCAAUGCUAAUCAGGGAGAAGCGGUUGCACAUAGACAGGUUUCACCACCACCCCCACCCCCUAUACAGUUUGCAGAUCAGACACCAAGAAUGGCCCCUGCACCCCCAGCCCCACCCCCGCCUCCUCCACCUCCGGUCAUUGAUGCUGAUUCAUUUGACCAUGACAAAGGGACAUUCACAUUCAGAGACCGUAAAGGUAGAGCACGCACAGUGCGUAUUGGACGUGUAAUAUGGCCGCCACCCCAGGAUAAAGAAGAGAAGAAGGUCAGAGAUGUUGGAAGACUUGAAAUUGAUGAAAAGGUUCAGAGGGAACUUGAUGAAAGGAUGAGACCUACCAAUGCCAUAAACAAACCAGAGUCUCCAAAACCAGCGAAGAAAGUAAAUGAACAUAAAAAGAAACAGUUAGCUGAGACAGUUCACCUGGCAACCUUACAACUUCUGGAGCAGAAACUAGGUGGAGCCCCUGAACCACCUAAAGCCAUCACACCACCCCCUCCACCAAAAGUUGAGCCCACUCCUCCUCCCCCUCCCUUGAUGCCACCUCCCAAGAUGCCCCCACUAAAGACCCAUCAUGUAAAGAUGGAGCGGGUGAAGCUGGAGCAUACCACUCAGACCACUACUACUGUUAUUACUUCCACAGAGGAGCCCCUCCCACCUGAGCCUGAAGUGAUAGACUAUAGAUCAUUGGAGCUGGUUAUUACAGACCUGUACAGACAGAACAAGGAUACAUAUCUUAUGUACCAUAAUGUACCUUGGACAGUCCAUUGUAGGAAAGAGGUGUUUAUGCCUGGAGAGAGACUAGAUAACCCACUAGCGCUGCACCUUGUGUUCUGUCAGGUAGUACAGGACGUGUACAAUAGUGGCUGUAUACGUAUAAAUAAAGAUGAAAGAAUCAAAAUGAGAGGAAUGCUAGAGAGUCAUGGAAUAAAUGCAGGUAACUAUCUGACAGGGACAUUUAAGCCUCAGGUGAAAAGGAUUAUAGUGGAUACAGCAAAGGAAUGGCCAACAUAUUUCUGUCGACUCUUCCCUGUGGCUUCAAGCGGACAUCUUGCUGGUAUUCACUAUGUCGGAGUAAGUCACUCUGGUAUCUACCUGGUACAGCGAGUGAAAAGUCUGGUUGAAGACUACCUCGAUGUCAUUGAACAUAUCAAAUUUGAGGAUGUGGUGGACAUUGUUAUGCCGUCACGUACAUCUAUACAGAUCAGCACUAAGAAUAAGCCAUAUGUUUUCUACACAAAUAGAGCACAGCAAUUGAAGGAUAUGCUGGACUUGUACCUGAAUGAAACUGACAGGAGCAAUAGAUAUGUUGUUGCAAUGAAAGAUUACAUAACAAGGGAGAGCACUUUACUGUCCUUUAAACGUGGUGAUGUCAUCAAACUGAUGGAUGCUGAUGUGGAUGAAGGUUAUGCUCGAAGAGGUUGGUUGUAUGGAAUAUCAAAUGGUGUGUAUGGAUAUUUCCCAGCAGAGAUGGUCAAACCUUUGGCAAGACAUGAAGUUGAUUAUGCUAGAAGAGAGGCCAUUGAAAGAACACCUAGUUUUAGAAGUCAACAGCAGCCAACAGCUCAUUUGUCAGAAACUACAGUCCAAAAAGUUAUCCAUAAAUCACACAAUACAAGUCGGGAGGACUCACGUGAAAUGGCGAGAGACGGUGCAAUAUUACGUGAUGCUCUUCCUGCACCGGACAACCGUAGUGAAACUAGUCAAGGUACUAUGGUACCGGAUGGCAAGUUUUCCAUGAUGGAGUUUGCUCUCUUACACUUCCGAGAGAGUGUUGACAAGUACGACUUGUUACGUCCCAACAAUGGUUCGGUACACGGCACAAUAAAAUCUAUCGAGAAACUGAAGCUGCAUAAUCUACAGAAACAUGAGAGACAUCGCCGAGGUUCCGGUGACUGGACAUGGAAAGAACAGGCUGAGAUGGUUAAAUGGACAAGGUCACCAAUACAGUCUUCACUACUCAAGCUAGAUAAUCCUGAACUUCACAAACUGGCACUUGAAUGCUUUAUCUGUAUAAUGAAGUUUAUGGGAGAUUAUCCUAUGUCAUCUAACCAGACAGAGAUGGACUGUGCACUGAAAGUUCUCAGGGCAUGUCACAAGUAUCCGGAGUUACGAGACGAGGUGUAUUGUCAGUUGUGUAAGCAGACAACAAAUAAUAGGAGCAUGAAACCGAAGAGUUGCAUUAUGGGUUGGAGAUUAUUUGCCAUUAUUGCUGCGUAUUGUGACUGCUCAGAGGGUUUCCGUCCAUAUUUGUUCAAAUACCUUGAGACUGUUGCCUCCGAUACUCAAAGAACAUACAGCGGUGCUGCCGCAAUCUGCCUCCAAAAUCUACGAAAAACUUUCAAAUAUGGAGGGAGGAAAAAUGUGCCAUUAAAAGAAGAAAUAAACGCUUUAGCUAAUGGAAGAAUAUCAAAGAGAUUUUCGUUCAUCUACAGUGGUUCAGAAAGAGAAGGAAUGCUACAUAUUAAGCCAUGCACAGUUGUAAGAGACUGUACAGAUGAUAUUUGUCAACGUCUGGACGUAGUGGACCAGGUGGAGGUGGAAGAGUACACAGUGUUCCUACGUACUCGAGAUGGGCAGUUUAGUAGACUGCGUAACGAAGAGUAUAUUUUGGAUGUCACGGCUGAGUUGCUACGCAGCAGACGUGACUACGAUCUUGUCUUCCAGAGAACCGUUUGGUAUUUCCCGGUCAGAGUGUCUGAUAACCUGCUCUAUAAUGAACUUAUGUACUUCCAGUGCCUACCAGACUACCUGGAUGGUCUACUUGUUAUGACAAGAGAUGGUGCUUUAAAUAAACAAUAUGAGAUGGAUAUCCAGUUUUUGGCAGCAUUGUUGCACAGAGCCUCGGACCAUGUCAACAUGCCUACCUUACGUGACCUUGAGCAUCUGCUUCCAGAGAUUGUUCGAGUGUUACCCAGCUAUAAGAGUCAGCACUGGUUAAAUCGUAUACAUGAUGAGAUGAAAACAGUCAUUAAACAUACACCCCCUGAGUGUAUGGCCAAAUUUAUAGAGGUGCUUGCACAGUGGCCUUUGUUUGGAAUUACUUUCUUCAGAGUGAAGAAAGUGUUAACACAGCCCAUGUAUGGAGAAUGUAUUCUUGCUGUGAACAAGACCGGCAUUGUCUUCCUUGAUAUUCGGUCACAUGAGAUUUUCCUACAGUAUAGUUUCGGAGAAGUUCUUUCAACACGACGUUACCGUAGUGACAGUAAUCAAAACUACCUGGACAUGAAACUUGGUAAUCUUAUGGUCCAGAAAAUAGUACGCAUAGAGACUGAACAAGGCUCAGAUAUCUCAAAUCUGAUUGGCCAAUACAUGCAGGUGAUCAAUCGUCAUCGGAAACGACCUGUAGAACGUGGGGUGGUCAGCGCUCCAUACCAGACACCGAGAGAGCAGUCGUACUGAAAAAUAUAAAGUGGACAAUUUACCGUAUCGACACAACCUGCUUAUAGAUGCAAGUUAAAUGUUGACACAAGUUCUAUGCGGCUAUGUAUGUGUUCAAUAACAUAGUUAUUGUUUGUAACGAUGUACAGUUAUUCCAUAUAACGAUGUACAGUUAUUCCAUUUAAAAAUGUACAGUUAUUCCAUAUAACAAUGUACAGUUAUUCCAUAUAACAAUGUACAGUUAUUCCAUAUAACAAUGUACAGUUAUUCCAUAUAACAAUGUACAGUUAUUCCAUAUAACAAUGUACAGUUAUUCCAUGGAUUGUGAGAAAGGAAGCCAUAGCAAGUGCUGUAUAACCAUUGCCAAAUAAUGACUUGAACUUAAAAAAAAACUAUAUUUUAUAGAUAUAUAAUUAUCCUAUAGUCUAAAAGUAUCUGCUGUGAUGUGAUUUGUUGGUAAUCAAAAAUGUUUAUAUUUGUGUUAGUUUGUAUAUAUAUGUUGUUUUGUAGACUGUGUGAAAUUGGGACCCUAUAGUUUACUUGUUAGUAUUCAGAUAUUUUGACACAAAGUUAAAUAAAACAAAUGUUAAGGCUACAUUUACAGUUAUUAUAUGUAGUGUUAACUAAAAAUCCAAAGACUGGAUUCAUAAUUGAGGCCUAAGGUAAUUUAUGUUUGUUUCUAUUAUUAUACCAUCAGGCAGGAAGUCUGCAUUCUUUAUAGUAUGUAAUAUAUUAUUUUUUGUCUGGGAGUAAGCAUCUUUACCAUGAGUGCUUUCACUGGUAAAUGUAUUAAACUUUGAAUGAACACUUAAUUUGACAGAGAUUUUGCUGUUCUAUAAACAUAAGCCUUUCAUUAUUGUGAUUGGUAUAUAUUUGUCAGUGAUAAAAGAUCCAGUUGUAAAAGAUUUAUAUGAAAUAUAUUUUGGACAUAUGCUUUUUAUUACAUUGACGCAAAAUGUUGAUGAAGUAUCAAUUAUCACAAACUAACAAACCAAGAGGAGUUUACCAAAAACUGGGUGAGGGUAUCAUUCUGUUGCCAUUACAACAAGGGGCAAAAUUACCCUGCAUUUUCUAUUGAAGUCCAUUUACAACAUCAUGCAUUUUCUAUGGAAGGCCUUUGAUGCCAUUGAUAUUGUUGAUGUGAAUAUACUGCUGACCUUCAAAACAUUCCCUUUAAUUCCAUAUGCAAAAUCAUUUACAUUGAAUAUUAUAUAUUAUAUUGAGUGAGUUUAUUUGAUAUUUAUACCCGCUGUUUUUGUAUAUAUAUUCUACAUCUACAUUUAUUUAUAUCUGUUUUUUAUUUAAGGUGACAGAGAAAUGUGCUUUCUUGUUUUUUUCUCGUUUUUUUUUCUUCUAACUUUAUAUAUUUCUUUGUUAUUUGUUUUAAAUGACUGCUUUGGAAUGAAGUUUAUUUUGAUUAAAUAUCAAAACCAGUAUACAUAUACUAUUUAUUCAGAUUUUUCUUUUGAUAUUAGCUGGCCUGCAAUUUAUGAAUCAAAACAAUUUUUGUAUAAUGUAUACUGUACAUUAAAGCCUUACUGAUACAACACAAACCUCUUGCAUGUUAUCACAUACCUUUCAUACAUCCGGAAAAUAACAAGUUAAAAAACUUACAGCAUAUAUUUACAUUUGUUACCAAAUUUACUUCAUAGUUUAUUUGUAAAUUAAUCUGUUUUUGUUGUUUUUGUUUGUUAUUGAUAAAAUUCUUAUCAGGUUUUAUCAUAGUUUUGUAUGUAUCAUAUCUAUGGGAGUUCUGCUGUUAUUGUGCCUAGACUUUGUUAUUUAGACUCGGACAUUGAUAAUUUUUUCAGCUGGGUUAUAUGGCAUGUUGGUGUGACAUGGCAUGUUGGUGUCAAACUUCUCUCCAAGAUGAUGAUAUAGAACUGUCAUUGUCAUAUGAAAGCAUGUUAAAGUUAUCUUUAUACCUUAUCAUUAAGCCAAAGUUUAUUAUUACCUACUUUGGUCAAUUGUUUCAGAUUUUAGUUUGUCUGUCAAUCUGUCGUUCUGUAUUAAACUGGAUUUCAACUUUAGAGAUUUGAGAGAUCCUUGAGUUGUUUCAAUCCUGAGAUGAUUAAGAGCAUGAAGUUUAGAUUGUUGACAAUACAGACAUUACAGUGCUGUAUUCAAAAGAGCAUGUCACACUGAACUUUUGACCUAAUUUAUCAAUAUCUGAUCAAAAUGAUCAUUAUGCCCCUUGAAAAAGCAUACCUUUGAACUUUUUAUCUAAGUUACCAAUAUUUGCUUGUGAUUCAGAAUAAAGACCUUUCUUUCUAUAAGAAUAAGAUAGGUAGUAAGUCAUAAUGACCUUGACCUAUAAUGACCUUUUACAUGUUGUCAUUUGGUUAAACUUGGCUUUUCAAACAGCUGUGUCGUCAAUAUCAUUUGUUAAGGUUUUAUGUUAAAAAAAUUAUAGACUGUAUCACACAAUUAUAUAUUCUUUAUGUGCAAUUAUAUAAUAUUAUGUAAUGAUCUGACAAGUAAGCAAUUUGCAUAUUUAACAACAUGCUUAGGUGAUAAUAUAUUUUUUAUAUUGCAAAGGAAAUAAAUAUAUUAUAAAGCAUU
Messenger RNA from Ruditapes philippinarum (Manila clam), 10886 nucleotides. RefSeq names its product unconventional myosin-XV-like. Gene Ontology annotation, molecular function: protein binding; ATP binding; cytoskeletal motor activity. NCBI's taxonomy places the organism in Eukaryota, Metazoa, Mollusca, Bivalvia, Venerida, Veneridae. Gene Ontology annotation, cellular component: cytoskeleton; myosin complex. The transcript has 59 exons. The record is from RefSeq and is a predicted model, not a curated record. Bases 213 to 8345 code for a protein of 2710 amino acids.